ACAAACCUUGCCUUGCUAUGUGCCUGGCUGCCUCGGAAAGAGAGAGCAGCUCCCCCCCCCUCCCCUUUGGCUGUGGCUCCACGCCGCCAAGUUGCUUCGCGUGUCCUGCUAAACGAGAGAGAGAGAGAUUUUUUUUUGGAGUGACGCGGGGUCUCCGAGGUUCCUGGCCAAAAAAAAACAUUUGACUAUUUUCGAGCCAGUGGGGUUGCGACCUCGGAAAUCAGACGAUGGACAUGAAGAAGAGGGUUCAGUUGGAGCUGAGGAACAGGAUUCCCGCCGAGGUCAUAGAGCUCGUCUUGGACAACUGCCGUUCCAACGACGGAAAGAUUGAGGGGCUGACGGAUGCCUUCUCUGCCCUGGAGUACCUGAGCAUGAUCAGCGUCGGACUCACCAGUCUUGCCAAUCUGCCCAAGCUGCCCAAGCUGAAGAAGCUGGAGUUGAGCGACAACAGGAUUUCCGGAGGUUUGGAGGUCCUUGCCGAGAAAGCGCCGAAGCUCACCAGCCUGCACCUCAGCGGCAACAAAAUCAAAGACCUCGGCACAUUAGAGCCCCUGAAAAAGCUGGAGCUGCUCAAGAGCCUCGACCUGUACAACUGCGAGGUGACACGGCACGAGGAUUACCGUGAGAAGCUCUUCCAGAUCCUGCCCACGAUAACCUACCUUGACGGCCUCGACCAGGAGGAGCAGGAGGCCCCCGAGUCGGACGGGGAAGAAGAUGAGGAAGAGUAUGAAGAUGAAGACCCACCGUCGGAGGAGGAGGAAGACGAGGACGAGGAUGCAAUAAAGGAGGAGGAUGAGGAGGAGGAGGAAGACGAGGACGACGACUCCGACAGCAAAGGAGAGAAGAGGAAACGAGAUCCGGACGAUGACGGCGACGAAGACGACGACGAGUGACGCGGCAUCGCGCCGUGAACUCGCGACGGUGCAGCGGUCAGAUCCUCAAAAAGCAAGUCGUCAACCCGAGACGAGACGACAGCCCCCGGGAGCGUUGUGGGUGCUGCGAAGCGUGGGUUGGAAAGGGGCAUUGCCGGAUUUAUGAUGCCACGGAGAAUUGUAAUUUUUUUUUUUUAAUUACUCCCCUGUGCGUCGACGCAACAAAUCUGACCGGGUCGGAGGGCACGGGCUCACGGUAAGAAGUUAAAUUAUUUCAAAUCUCAGUUUGGGGAAUUUGGCUCAGCCCAUCGUUCUUCUGGGUGGGGGCUGAUCAAAUGCUUACCGCUUGGUAGUGAGGUCAGCAGUGGUUGCCCAAUGUGCUUAACUCACCCCAAACGUAGGAAUGUGGAAUUUCCAUCACUGGAUCGAGGCUGUAAAAAUGUAUGAGUGCCUCCCCACGAUUAUUCUAACCGAUCGAAGGCAAUUCGUCUUGCAAAUUAUAUUGAAACGCAGAGGUAAAAAAAAAACACUAAACAAGCAAUGAUAAGUCAAAGUUUCAAUCAAAGGAAAUUACGUUUUAUUUAUACAAGAUAAAAACGUCAGACAGAUGUGAUUUGCAUGUCCAGGGGUACUUUUUUUUGCUCGUUAUGUUUAAGUGUAAAGCUGGGACGAUUAGUUAACGGCAAAAUGUACACAACGUUCCGUGAAUGUCUUACAACCUCCUGAACCCGAUAGUGGAAUUAUCCGUUUCUCAUUUUACCUUUGUGUGCUGUGGAUGCCGUUUAGUACUUAGGAAUUCAGAGUCUGUUGACGAAUAACUUACCGUGCCAGACUGCUUGGGCGCCACAUCCUCAAAUGGGUCUCUCCCUGCUCUGCGAUUGGGCAUCACGGGUCAGGCUAUUAAACGUCUACCGGUUUUGGCUGUCCCCCAGUGUCCCCUCCGAAUCUUUUGUGAAAACUCGGAUUCCUCAUGCACGACUCCUGAAACAGGCAAAGGGUAGGGCGCUACCUCAGCAGUCGGUUGAGGAGGGGGUGGGGGUAGGCGAAGGCUUCCGUAAGGUGAGCAAGGCCACUGUCAAGAGACCUUUCACCGUGCGGUCGGGGCUGGUGGCUGAGCACGCGUGGCGAACAGGGAGGGGGGAUGUCCCAGUUGAGCCUCCCGGAAAAAUGGUAGCGUUUUGGUGCGAGGGCGGUGCGAAUGGGGACGCUUUGUGAUGCCACCCCAAUCAGUUUGGCGAGUGUGACCGUCUGUCCUUAGUUGUGGUGUUAAAUGUUUAUUGCUCCACCGGCAUAAAAACGAAACAUGUACAUGAAUGUGGUGUGUGCCGAGUUAGUGCGUAGGUGUUACCUCGACCACUGUGAAUAUCUUAAAUAUGUUAUAAACUGUUGGAUUUCCCUAGCACUCACGUUUGUAUUGGUUCUUGUAUUUUUGCCCCUUAAAAUUAAGCCAUUCUCUCUCUGUAUGCUUCAGUCUUGAAUGUCCACAGACUGCUUUAAUAAACAUUUUAUAAUUCA
Messenger RNA from Petromyzon marinus (sea lamprey), 2387 nucleotides. Its product is annotated as putative acidic leucine-rich nuclear phosphoprotein 32 family member C. The record is from RefSeq and is a predicted model, not a curated record. NCBI's taxonomy places the organism in Eukaryota, Metazoa, Chordata, Hyperoartia, Petromyzontiformes, Petromyzontidae. Gene Ontology annotation, biological process: regulation of apoptotic process. Gene Ontology annotation, molecular function: histone binding. Gene Ontology annotation, cellular component: nucleus.